UUUGUUUUGUUAUAGAUCGUUAUUAAAUUUCAAAUCAUUUUCUAAUGUGUGCAAAUUAAUUUUGGCUUGUUUCUCCUUUGCGAGAAAAUAUAAGCUAUAUUAUCCCUCUUUGUUUUAUGAACCGGCUACAUACUGCUAAAUUAUUUAACUUUUACUUAAUUGGUUGUAAAAUUUUUUUAUAAGUCACAUAUUUAUUUAAUAAACAUGGAGGAAAACCAAGAAGCUAUUAACACUUUUUGUGGAUUGUGUUUGAAAACAACUAAUACAGAGAAUGCCACAGAAGUUUUUAUAGACAUGAUCCAAAUUGUAAUCCCAGAUUUGUUACCAUACUUAAACAAGGCAGGAGUAUGUGACGACUGCAAUAGACUUGUAAGCAGUAUAUUUAAUUUCAAAUCCACUUGUCUAGAAAUUGAAGAUAAUCUUUAUAAUUAUAAAACAAAAAAUUGCAAAGAAUUAGAUUUAGAAGAUUUAGUUGGAUUAAGAGAAAAUGGUUUUCAUAAGAAUUCUAGGAUAUGUCGGACUUGUUUUAAAGUGGUUGAAGAUGACAUGUAUUUGUUUGUUAAUAAAAAUAAUGAUUCUUCGCUGCAACUACAUCAGAAAAAAUGCCUUCCAGAAUUGAAUAUGGAACUUACUAAACAGCCAGUUAUUUGUGUAGAUUGUGUUGAUAUGCUUCGAAGUUAUUUUAAUUUUAUAACCAGAUGUCUUGAUAAUGUAGAACGUAAAAUAAAGUUAUUGGAAAUUGAUAAAACAGAAGCUAGUGACCAUCAGACUGAAAUUUCGAAUUAUGAAUUACAUACAGAACAUGAUAUAAAAUGUGAAAAUGAUAAAGACUUGCCUAAUGAGGAAUAUAGACUGAAUAGCGGUAUCUUUGGUAAAUACGACAAACAAGAGUUGUGUUUUUCUGAUAUUAAUAAUGGUUGUCAAGUACCUACAAAUACUAAUGAGAUGGUUGUAAUAUUAAAUGACAUUUCUAAUAUUGAUAUUUCUCAAUCUAACGAAUUAGAGCAAAAUUCUGGUAAAGCGAUUAACGAAGAUAUAAUUAGUAUUUCAGAUUCUGAUGAGGAUACUGUUGAAUAUAAUUUGAAAGAAUUAUCUGGAGACAGUGUAGAUAAUUCUAAAGAAUUAUGUGAACUUGAGAAUAAACAAACUGAUAAUAAUGGACCGAUUUUACAAUGUAAUAAUACAACUGCCCAUAACUGUGAUUAUAAAGAAUUACGUGAAGCUAAGGAUUCUCACACUGAUGACAAUCAACCUAUUUUAGAAUGUAACGAUACAGCUAGAGUGGUUACAAAUGAAGACACUGUUAAGUAUAAUGUACAAGACAUAGAAGAGAACAGUUUUAUCAGAGAAUUGUCUAAGCCUGAAAAUAAAUCUACUGAUAAUAAACUUACUUUAGUAUGUAGAAGUCCAACCGUAGCGGACAAAAAUACGCUUACUGAUAAUCAAAUAAUAGAUUCAGUGAAAGAUAAAGCGACUGAUAAUGAUAUUACAAAAUUAGUAUCCGAAUUCAAUCAAAUUUUCAAUACCAGUAUUCAAAUUGAUAGUAUAAAAGAAGUUACAAAAAAUUAUUCGGAGGAAGAAGGACGUGAUGAUAUUGAAAUUGAUUUAGAAUGUGUAAGAAAUGUUAGUACAGUUACAUCGGAGCAAACAGAAAAUGAUUUGAAACAAAGCAGUAUACUUACAAAUAAUAACUCAAAAUAUUCUUAUGCGAACAGCCUGUCAACAAAUGUUGAUGCUCGAGAUAAAACUGAUAUUGGUGAUAAAAAUCUGGAAACAAGAUUUAGCUCAGAUGAAGACACCAAUCGUUAUGCUAAUGGCAUAAAAGAAAUUAUAGAAGAUUUAUCACUGGAUGAAGAUUCUAACGUUGGUAAUGCUCAUGCUAAUAGCCUGUCAGAAAAUGUUGAUGCUCGAGAUAAAACUGAUAUUGUUGAUAAAAAUCUGGAAAUAGGAUUUAGCUCAGAUGAAGACACCAAUCGUUAUGCUAAUGACAUAGAAGAAAUUAUAGAAGAUUUAUCACUGGAUGAAGAUUCUAACGUUGAUAAUGCAUUAAGUAAAAGUAAAACUUCGAAUAAGGAAGAAUGCAGAGAAAUAUCAAAUACUUGUGAUUCAGAUAUCCUUUGUGACGUUGAAUCGGUACAUGCAACUUCUGAAAACUUUCACAAUAAAUAUGACAGUAAUAUAGAGAAUGGUGGACAAGAUGAUGUUGAAAUUGAUUUAGAAUGUGUAAGAAAUAUUGGUACAGUUACAUCGGAGCAAGCAGAAAGUAAUUUGAAACAAAGCAGUGUACCCAAAAAUAAUAACUCAAAACAUCCUCUGUUAAACAAUAUUGAUGCUCGAGAUAAAACUGAUGUUGAUGAAGAAAAUGUGGAAAUAGAAUCUAGUUCAGUUGAAGACACCAGUCGUUUUGAUAAUGACAUAGAAGAAAUUAUAGAAGAUUUACCACUGGAUGAAGAUUGUAACAUUGAUAAUGCAUUAACUAAAAGUACAACUUCGAAUAAUGAAAAAUGCAGAGAAAUAUCAAAUACUUGUGAUUCAGUAUUCCAGUCUGAUAUUGAAUCAAUACGUACAAAUUCUUCUGAAAAGGUUCAGAAUAAAUGUGACAGUGAUAUAGAAAUUAUUGAACCUGCCGAAACUCAAAAUGAAUCUUAUAGUCAAAACCACAAUUCCGACCAUCGAAAUCAUUCGUAUAAUACACGAAGCAAUAGAGAAAGUAAAACUAAACGGAAACUGACUGACGUAAUACCUGAAAUUUCAAGUGGCAGUGAUUCUGAUUUCCAAAUUAAUAGCGAUAAUGAUUCAUCAGAUUCAGAAGAAUACUCAGAAAAUAGUAAAAAGUUCAAGAUGUCAAAACCAUUAUCGAAUAAAUACUUAUAUUGUGCAUAUUGUCGAUAUAGGUGUACAGUUCAAAUGCGUAUGGACGAACAUAUGAACCAGUGUAAAAAGGUUCGACCAGUAAAAUUGCAGACAUAUUCGAAAAACAAGAAGUCAACGCCAAAAGCAUCAUUAAAAUCUACAACAGUUGCAGCACCAACCAAUUUAGUCACAUCUCAACAAGUUGAUUCAUAUUCAAGGAUUAUGAAUCGACUUCUUUUAUAUCUCCUAAGAAAAAACCCUGUAACAGUUGGAGAAACUAGUAGUUUAUUUUCUGCAAUUCCUAACAGCACUAGUGUGAUAGAUUUGCAAACGAAUAAUACCACAGAGAAACAUCAAUCAAAUGAAUCUACUCACGUCAUAAUACUGUCGGAUGAUGAAACGCCAAUUGAACCAGUUAAUAAAGUAUACGAAGAGCCUAAUAAUUUAGUAAUAGUCAAUGAAGACGCUAAAAUGGAUGAAGAACGUAUUAAACAAUUAGAUGUUGAUCCAUUAGCGGUUGAUACUCAAAAUAGAAGUGCUGCGGUAUUAAGAGAUCACGAAUACUGUUCACAACAAGAAACGGAUAUUGAGAAUGAGUGCAAUGAUUUUAAUGUGCAAAUGGGGAGUAGGGACGAAGCUGAACGUUUGUCAUAUUCAAACAUUAAUAUCGUUUCUAAUUUACUGUUAAACUCAUGCCAAAAAACAAACAAUGCAAUUGGGAUGAUGUGUGUCGAAAAGGAUGAUUCGCAUAACAAUGGAGAAACUGAUGAGUCUAAUGCUGUUUAUGUGCAAAAGGGAAGUAGGAACGAAGUUGAACGUUUGUCAGAUUCAGACAUUAAUAUCGUUUCUAAUUGGCUGUUGAACCCAUAUCAAAAUACAAACAAUGCAAUUGGGAUGUCUGUCGAAAACGAUGAUUCGCAUAAAGAUGGAGAAAUUGAGAAUGAGUUUAAUGCUGUUAAUGUGCAAAAGAGCAGUGGGAACACAGCUGAACGCUUGUCAGAUUCAAACAUUAAUAUUGUUUCUAAUUUGCUGUUGAACUCGUGUCAAAGCACAAAUAAUGCAAUUGGGUCGGUGUCUGUAGAAAACGAUGAUUCAUAUAAAAAUGGAGAAACUAAUGAUACUGAAAUUUCUAAUGUUGCGCCAGCUGAAUGUACAACCCAUGAUGCUAAUACCAAUAAAAUUACUACAACUAUAGAUACUGAAAUGAACUCCAUAAUGAGAGAUUUGGCAAGUGUUUUAACUAAUAGUUCAAUUAAUACUGAAACAACUGAAAAUACAAACAACACACAUAAAGGCCUCCCUUCGCAAGUUAGUGUGAUAGUGGGUAGGUGUGGAACAAGGGUAACUGAAGCCUGUCAUUCUAUGAUAGAAAUUAACGAAGGCUUAAAGUGUAAUAGUCAAAAUUGUUCUGAUGACAUAAAUAAACUGCCUAUGUCGGAAUCAUCAAUCGCAAAGGAUAAAGUUACUAGUAAAGAUACUACUUUGAUAAACAUCCAAAAAACAUCCACAUCAUCUAAAUUAAUUAGACAGUUGGCGACAGAUAGACGAUGCGUUGUCUUAGACGAUCAUUUAGUUGACCAAAAGAUUCUUACGGUCUAUAAAUGUGAUUCAUGCAAUUUCAAUACUAGAUAUUUGAAAUUACUAGACUCGCACAUUAUCGACCAUUUUUGCCAAAUAGCCAAUAGUGAAUAUAAGUGCAAUAAAUGUCUGGCACAUUUUUCAAAUACAUGUGAUGUGAUUGAGCAUGUGAAAGAUCUUCGACAUGGAUACAGAAUAGGAGUUUGGUGUGUUAAUUGUUCUUCAGUAUUCUUAAAAACGUGGGAGGCUAGAAAACAUCAAAAAGUGUGUCCGAGAAAACAAAUAUCUGUAAAAUUAUUUAAGAGUAAUAAUGUAAUAUUUUGUAUGCUAUGUCAGUUUGAAACGAGUGAUUUGGCACAAGCUAAGGAACAUACUAAAAAAUGUAAAGAAAGACUGAUGAAAACUAGGCAAGUAAUUGAGGUUGAUUAACUAAUAUUUCUUUUAUAAUUUCCUUACUUUAAAAAUAUUAUCUUUUUAAAUCUCCCUUCCACUCCUUAAUUUAAAAAUAUCUGUUUAUACUCAUAUGCCAUACAAUAAUAAAAAUUGGAAUUGUAAUGCUAUACAAAACACAAAUAGUCUGGCUAAUAACCGGUUUUACUAACGACGAAUAGUAGUUUAUUCAAUGAAUAAACUUGUUCGACCAACAAACUGACACAUCUACAUUUCACUAACCUCAAAUAGCAUUUUAUUUUACCAAACAAUAUUUAUCAAAUAACUAUUCACUGUUCGAAUAAAUUGUUCAUGUUAAUCUCGCUUUAAAUAUCUAUAACAAAGAAAAUUUGUCAGUUUUACUUUAAAUUAUCAAAAUUGUAUGGAAACACAAUAAAAAUAUAAUCGACUAAUAAAUUUUAUUCGACGAAUAACUAACUAUUCAUUGAUUUAUUUGUUGUUGGUGAAACCGGUCCUAUAAACCUAUUAUAAAAUAGAAUUCUCAUCAGCGAUGUUUUGUGUUUCUGAAAUGUUCUAGUUUUUUAAAUACACUGCGCGUUAGAGAAAACGGGUCCCCAUAAAAUUUAAGAAUUUUUUUAUAUUUUUCUUUUUUUCUUAUUUAUAUCAAAUUAAAUCUAUUGUGUAUUGGCUCAGUGAGUCUUGUAGUACGUAACCCAAAAAUAUCAUUAGUAACAAAUGGAAAACAAAGAAAAAAAUUGAGAAAAUAAUGUAUUGAAAAUUUCGAUGUACCAUUACUUACAGUUAUAUCAAUAAUUGAUAUAUUGAUAUAUUUGAUGAGCAAUAAUUGAGCUAUGAACGAUGAUAUAACUCUUUAGAACACUACAUUAUUUCACACAGUUCUCAAAACCAUCAAUGAAUUCUGAGAAUUUUGUGACUUAGUAAUUUUUGCGAAUUUGUUUCUUGUUUUUACAGGCCCAGUCUAGCUUUUCACUACACGUGAUAAUCCAUUUAAUUUAAUUACACACAUUAAAAUAAAGUUGAGAAAUAUAUAAAAAGAAAUUAUAUAUUACGGAUGGCCCGCUUUAUCUGACGCGCAGUUUAUAUAGAUAUAUCAUGACCUUUGCAAAAAUAAUGUAUUGUUUUCUACUUAAAUCUUCAAUAUUGACGGGUCAAUCCAUGCCAAGUGGUCCAAUGUAAAUUAAGUUGGUUGCUUGACUAUUUUUAAUAAUUUUUAUUUUUCUACCUUUUAAACUUCAGUCUAUAGAGACUACAGAAUUCCAUUUAUUUUAUUUUAAAAAAAAAUUAUUUUGCUGAUGACGGUCAUUUUUGUUAAAGCGUAUCGAUCAUUUUCACGGAAAACAUGACUUCGCUCUUUAACCAAUAUUUUCACUGAGGUUUGUCCUAGAACAAUAAAUCAAAAACCAAACUUUUUAGAAAAGUAUGCUCUAAAAAAACGGCCCGUAGCAUCAUUUAAUUUCAAACUACCCUUAAGGUCUUAAAUGAACCUCAAAAUUUGAGAAGGUAAACUGAUAAAAUUCCAUUUUCAGCAUUUUUUAACAGCAUAAGGCAAUCCGAUAAUGGUUUGUAAUUUUUUUUCUGGAGAAAACAUAAGUACAUACUUUAAAUAAAAAAAGUUUGAGCUUUGAGACUUGAGUCAUUUUUUUCAAAAAAAAAUCUCAAAAAUGUAAUUUUUUGAAAAAUCUUAAAGUUUGACCCCUUAUAUCUCUGAUGGGCACGGAUGAAAAAAUUUGAAAUUUGGCUGAAUGUUAGCCCCUAGCAAGUAGAAUAAGGAGUAAAAAUAUGCAGUUGCAGACUUACCUGAUAUAGGAGUUACAGGCCUGAAAAAAUGGUCAAAAUUUUGAGCGUUUGCAGGCAGGGUAAUUAAAAUUCAAAUAAACUGUCUAAUGAAAUAAAAAUUAAUCUAUUUUCAUAAGAUUUCUUAAUGAAUACAAAUUUAUACAGGGUGGGCCAAAAAAAAAGAGUUCACCUUGAUAUGUGGCAGCUAUUAUAUUUUAAGUUCAGGGAAUGCCGAAACAGGUCGAUUUUUAUUUUUAAAUUACAAUUUUUUUCUAUAUAUUUCAUACGUCUCCAUGACGUGUCAUCGUCAGUGACGUCAUCCAUCUGGGGGUGAUGACGUAAUCGAUGAUUUUUUUAAUGGGAAUAGGGGUCGUAUGUUAUCUCAUUUGAAAGAGUGUUCAAUUCUCUGUUCAGUAGUAUAAACAAUAAUAUAAUUA
Messenger RNA from Diabrotica virgifera virgifera (western corn rootworm), 7055 nucleotides. Its product is annotated as probable serine/threonine-protein kinase DDB_G0282963. Gene Ontology annotation, cellular component: nucleus. Gene Ontology annotation, molecular function: zinc ion binding. The record is from RefSeq and is a predicted model, not a curated record. The transcript is spliced from 4 exons. NCBI's taxonomy places the organism in Eukaryota, Metazoa, Arthropoda, Insecta, Coleoptera, Chrysomelidae. Bases 205 to 4860 code for a protein of 1551 amino acids.